AGAUAGCUUCAAACAUUCUCCGUGUCGUGCGUUACAAUCGAGUUUGGAUGAUGAUGCUGAUGCCUUUUUAUCUACCAGCCAGUACCAGAGCACCCAAGAGCAUCACUUGCAUCACUGAGAUAUAUACAGUCUCUACAGUGCUCCUCACCAUGCUCUUCACUUGUAUUGUGUGGUGUUGCCAUUUCACAACCUUCAAUCAGCCUUCGUUCACCUUCCUUGGUGAAUUGGACUACUCUGAGUGACUCUCAGUUAUAAAUGCUUGCCUUCUUGAUCGCGAGUUUUAUUCAACACAUCUUAACACAAACACUACCACUACACUCUCAGUCCCAAGUCCCGUCUUGUCUCCAAGUACUCGAGAUUGUCGCGGAUGUCACCGGCAAAGUUUAAAGUAAAUAUCAAGGGAGUAGGGAGUGACAGAACAUUGAUACUAAAACAACAAAUGGCCUUUGUUUUUUGUUAUCAUGUUUAAUUAAAAUACUAUCGGAUGUUAAGCUGAAUAUUUAUUCAUUUAAUUAGCUUAUUAAUAUUUAUUAAUCUGGAUUUUUAAUAUUUGUAAGGUAUUAAAAUAGACACCAAGAUGAAAGCAAUCGAGCAGCAUCAGCCAAAUUCAAUAGACUCGAGUGAUUCCGUAACAGGCAGUAGCGAGUACGCUUAUCGUCCUUUGACAACUAAGCACCGACGUGCUGGUAGUACUGGUACAACGGGUGACGAAGAAUACACGACUGAUGAAGACGAGUUUUAUGGUGAUGAAGCUGAUUGUGCUGGUACAUCACUGCACCCUCCUCAUCCAAUUCUUAAAUCAGAUUUAGCUCGCGCAGCUACUGAUCUAUUUGGAUACUCUUCAAAGGCUGAUGACAAUGACAAUGACAACGAACCUACCAGUUUAUUUGACGAUGAUGAGGGACAACUUAGUCCGGACAGCAGCUCAUUCAAAAUGUCUCCAGUUUGUAGCAACAAUAAGAAUUUACAAGUGUGUAACAGUUCUGUAAAUGAUAAAAACAAUAUUUUAAGGACAUUAGAAAAAAUAAAUACCGUAAAACAGAGUAAAAGUGAGACUGAAUUGAUAGAAUUCCCACAACACACAAGGCCUUUGGACUUGAGAAUGGAUAAUAAAACCAACAGUACUGUUUCUGUCCCGGAAAUACCUGAAACUAAAACUGAGCAACCUUCAGAGGAGAGUAGAAAUAAAGAAUGUGAUUUGAUGAAGACGGUCGAUGAUCCUCCGUCUCCAACGACUCUGCAGUGGGAGAAAGCUGUCGCAGAAGUAAAAGAACACGCAAUUACGAAAUUACAAGAGGAGCUUAAGAGGGCACAUGAAGAACUCAAGCUUAAAGAUGAAGAAGUCACGCGAUUGUCACGCUUCAGACAAGAUGUCGAGACUGAACUUGAAGAACUCACUGCCAAUCUUUUUCAGGAAGCGCAUAAUAUGGUACGAGAAGCAAAUACUCGUCAAGCAACAGCAGAACGACUUCUAGAAGAAAGUCGUAUGAAGAAUGAAGUCCUAGCCGCUGAGGUAUCGGCAUUAAAAACUCUAGUACUGACGUCAACACCAGCACAACCAAAUCCUCACUUACAUCCGCAAAUUGAUAUACGCUCUAAAUCAUCAAGUGGCUCAGACGACUUACAACUGGGACUAUUUACUAAAAAACAUCGCCGAUCACCGUCGCACUUUAAUCUUAAGUAUGGAAGAGAAAAUUCUCCACCUGAAUCUCCGGUUAAGGAACAAAAAACAUCUCUUCCCAUUGAAAUCCACGCGUCGGAAAAAGACAUCACCGACCAUCGCGACAUCAAUAAAGAAUACCGCGAGAGAGAUCGUGAUCGCGAACGUGAUAAGGACAAAGACAAAGAAUGUAAAGAUUUUGGAGUUGAAAUAGAUCCAAUUUUACACUCUGAGUUUUUAAGGUGGAAGGAAAAUCCUUGUAUUGACAAAAGUGAUGUCUUUAUUGCAAGAGUUUUUCGCGAAGAUAUUGAACUUUGUCUUAGCUUUCCCAAUCAAGAACUUGGGAGUAAAGUUCGACAGGCUGUUUUAGACGGUAUUAUUUUCAUUGAGGCUAUCAGUGAUAAAAGUAAACUUUCUUUUCCAAGAAAAUGCGCUCUCUUAGAAGUACCAAGACAAUGCCUUUAUCGAAUGCGAUUAGGCGAUCAAGAUGUUCAUUAUUCUAUUUCCCAACUUUGUCGAAAUCGAAUAAUAGCAGUUUGUGAUUUUUUAAAUUACUUGAGAUAUAUCGAACGUGGAUUGGUAAAAAGUGCAGUUAAUGACAUUUUUUGGGAAAUCACAAGACUAAGAAAAGAAAUGGUAUUAGCACGACUUGGAAUAGCUCUCUCAUCUUAAUCUUAAGUUUAAAAUAUUUUUGUUUUUAUUAAUUUUAUUUUAUUGAAAAUGUCUAGUCUUGAGAUUAUCUGAGUUGUUUAAACAAAUAUCUCUUCUAGGGAUUAUAUACACAUAUUUUAUCAUCCACUUUUUAUAUUUUAUAUUUUGCAAUCACUAAUUUUAUUUUAUUUUAUUUUAUAUAAUACUCUAAAGUCUUCGACAAAUAGAACAUAGGCUUAUCGUCAUGAUACGGUACUAAAAAAUUAAAGUAAAACAAAAUAUAUAUAUAAAUAUAUACAUUAAGGUGGCCCAAAAAAAACCGACUAUUUU
Cotesia glomerata is the source of this 2641-nucleotide messenger RNA. RefSeq names its product guanine nucleotide exchange factor for Rab-3A-like. Lineage: Eukaryota; Metazoa; Arthropoda; Insecta; Hymenoptera; Braconidae. Gene Ontology annotation, molecular function: guanyl-nucleotide exchange factor activity. Bases 578 to 2332 code for a protein of 584 amino acids. The record is from RefSeq and is a predicted model, not a curated record. Gene Ontology annotation, biological process: exocytosis. Gene Ontology annotation, cellular component: Golgi to plasma membrane transport vesicle. The transcript is spliced from 8 exons.